AUGGUCCUAAGUAAGCCCACUACUCUAACGAAAGUUGCGUUGCACCCCGAGUCGAACUUUCGGUGCACCCGCAGUGUAAUCAUGGGUGUACCUUAUUUAUAUUUAAACGCCUGAUAGUUUCUCCGUACACGAUUUCGAAGUGAUUUGAUUCCCAAUAUCAUCACUUUCUACAGUUUCAUCCUAGGCCGUUACGGUAGCUCAAAAAAAAACUUUUUAUUUUCGACUGGUUGCCCCAGAGGUGCACGCCAUCCAAUUCCAACCAGGGUGCAGCGCAAACAUCAACGAAAAUAUCACUUUUUUUGGAGUUCACUGCGGGUCCUCAUUUACACCCUCAUUUUUGGUAGAGUGCGACUCACGAACAAUUAUUGUAAGAAACAAUUUUUUUUUGCAUUUUUUAUCAGCGUAGCUAGGAUAACUUGGAUCUAGACAGCCUUUGAGAAAGAAAAAAAGAAAAAAAAACAACCAAAACUUUUUUUGAAGUUUGCACACCGAUGGUAUCGAACCUAAGAUACUGUAGUUUAGAAAACUGACCGUUCGACCGACUGUUCAACCAAAACUUUUGCAACAUAUCCUAAUAAAUGGUCAUUAGUCAAACGGUUGGAGUUUCAACAUUUCAACACGUCCCUUCAGAAUGAAAUUUUGGUUUUUGGGCCGUUCGAAAUGUCAAGUUCUGGUGGGUCUGUUUCGUAAGUUUCAGAGACUGGUCGGUCAAACGAACGGCCAGAAGAACGACAUGUUAUGACCGUUCGAAAACUGAACGGCUAAAUCAGUUGAACGGUCAAAUGGUUCGAACGAUCAAAUUUUAGAGCACUAAUUUUAAUUACCAUUCCGCCAUCUUCCCACUGCUCCUCGCUGCCGUUGCUGCAGACUACCGCCGAAUCGCAAUAGGACUCCGCGCUCGCUUCCUCUUCUCAUCCGCUGGAGCUUUGAAAGAUCAUAUCAGGCCUCAUAUCACUUUUUCCACAGACAUAUGUGGCAGCUUUCACAAUCGGAUUUGGAAUCAGGGUGAAAAACUUCAUCUAUAAAUUAUGGUCUCAUUCAGAAGUCUCGUUGUGAGCUGAGAACACUCCCUGGUUAGCGUCAAACGCAAAGCUCUCAGUUUCUCGUACUCCUUCCUGUACACAUUAAAAAAGUUCAAUAUUCUGACGAAGUGAAGAUUUUUCUUUUUUUUUUUCAGAAAACGGAAAAGGUUACAACAAAAAGUUGUUCAAAGUUUCAAAAAGGUGGAUAUUUUCAGGCGCUUUUUUCCAUUUUUCACCUGGAGCUCCCGCCGAAGUUUCAAAACUGAAACUUUCACAUUCACAAUCGUCUCCUUGAAAUGGUUCGGUCCCACUUGAAUAUCACUUUGAACGGUGAGAAUUUUUCUUUUUCCAAAUGACCCAAAUUUCCAAACCAUCAAUUUUUACACUUUAUACACGGAGAGAUUAUUUUUCUUCUAAAUUUCAAAUUGAACAGUCAAAAAAUGAUAAUAAACUUUGAAGAGACCCUCAUGAAUUGUGAAAUCGAAUGGCACAGCGCUCUGCUGCUCACUAUCGAGGUCUUCUACUGUUUUGCCGACUUCUUGGGCGUUUUCGCCGUUCUCAUCAUUGACCGACGCUAUUUACCCAGUGACCGGUACUCCUGUCUCUCCUUCCAGGUAACUUUGUAUUUCUUCAAUGAAAAAUGAGCUCUUUCAAGUCACCAGUUCAAAGUUUUCGAGUAGGUGAACACGAACACAGAUUGCGACCUCAAAAACGUUGCGAGAUUUAAAUUUCAACUGCCAAAACGCAGCUCAACUGCGGCGUUCUCAGAAAAUUCAUGACGUUUCAAGUUACGCCCAAAUUAAAAAUUACAGAUCGGUACAGGGAUAAUGGCAUUUAUUAUCUGCGCAACCAACAAUGUUUUUAUGUCUUGUCACUCAGCGGAACUUGAAUUUUUGGCGGUAAUUUUCUUUAAACUCAUCUUUUUUAAAGCUUGAUUUUCAUUCAUUUGAAAAAAUUGCGUCCUAAUGUCCAUUUUAAGGUCGUUCACGCCUCAAUCUUUGAAAUUUCUUUGGGAUUCGUGUUCCAUAUUUUCCUAAGUUGCUACCAGGAACUAACCCAAGCCAACCGGAUCAUUUCUUUCGUUUGCUACGUCCUUCUGACCAAUUUCAUGUAUGCUCUAUUGGUAAUUGGCGCACUUGUUAUGGCCGCAGUUCAAAUAGUAAGUUUUAUUCCAUUUUUUUUUCAAAGUGAAGGAGCAGGUGAAAGUUUAGCGACGUUGAUUAGAAAACUUUUUUUCCAGAUGUAUCUAUCAGCAACCUGGUCCCACUUAAUCCCACAAUCAGUUCUCAUUAUAAUCAUACUUAUAUGCUUUCGUCUAUUGAAUCUAAAGUUAUCCCUCAAGGUCAAAGGAGCGUCGCGGAUAAGGAAAAACACACAGAAGGCUCUCAAAAUGGUAAGGGUUAUCUAAAAUCUUUACCUAAGGUUACCUAAAAUCUUUGUGGGCUGGAAAAAAAGACACCAUCUACUUAACUUUCAAUGGGUCGGUUUAAUUUCUUGUUGACAAACCAGAAUAAAGCUUAAACACCUUCAGUAGCUACAUGGUCCCCUUAGAGGCUAAAAUAAAAGCUUUUUUGCAUUUCGAAUUUUCGAAAAUGCUUAUGUUAGAGAUGACUGGGAAAAGUCGAACAUUACAGAAAUAAAUAUUAAAAUAUUUUCCAGGUGUGCCUUCCUCUGUUCAUUUUGUUCCUGAAUGAAAAUAUCUUCCGAAUUCCUAUGAUUCUCGGGACGGAGCCUCAAGUCUAUCUGUUUGUGGCCAAAUGUUCCCACGUCCUUUUCUACACUUCGAAAUAUGUCGUCUUCUACAUCAACUACAAACAAGCAAAGCUACAUAGAGUUCAUACGGAAGAGAUAACAACCCGCAAUGUUUCUGAUACCAAAUUCUAA
Messenger RNA from Caenorhabditis auriculariae, 2906 nucleotides. NCBI's taxonomy places the organism in Eukaryota, Metazoa, Nematoda, Chromadorea, Rhabditida, Rhabditidae. The record is from the annotation of a GenBank genome assembly.